Clupea harengus (Atlantic herring) is the source of this 3165-nucleotide messenger RNA. It is a transcript of the gene cpeb3, whose product is annotated as cytoplasmic polyadenylation element-binding protein 3-like. Gene Ontology annotation, molecular function: mRNA regulatory element binding translation repressor activity; translation factor activity, RNA binding; ribosome binding. NCBI's taxonomy places the organism in Eukaryota, Metazoa, Chordata, Actinopteri, Clupeiformes, Clupeidae. The coding region runs from base 1 to 1086 and encodes 361 amino acids. Gene Ontology annotation, biological process: negative regulation of cytoplasmic translation. Gene Ontology annotation, cellular component: synapse; cytoplasm; neuron projection. The record is from RefSeq and is a predicted model, not a curated record. The transcript is spliced from 8 exons.
AUGCCUUGUGACCCCGAGCAGCAGUGGCUGGUUGCUGGGCCACGCAGGGCGGAGGGGAAUGUGGGUGAAGGGCCCUUCAGACUGUGGGAGCAGCACGUGUGGCCCCCAGGGCCUCUGGAGCGUCUGCGUCUGCCCUUUCCUCCACCAUGUUCACAAGCAGCCAGGAGCUAUGGCCGCAGAAGAGGUCGUUCCUCACUGUUUCCUUUUGAAGAUGGCUUCCUUGACGACGGCCACGGCGACCCUUCCCUGACGCCAGGGAUGAGCUCUCCGACGCGUUGCCAGAACGGAGAGAGGAUGGAGCGCUACUCCAGGAAGGUGUUUGUCGGAGGGUUGCCCCCCGACAUCGAUGAAGAUGAGAUUACCAACAGUUUCCGUCGCUACGGACACCUAGUGGUGGACUGGCCCCACAAAGCCGAGAGCAAGUCCUACUUUCCACCCAAAGGCUACGCCUUCCUGCUGUUCCAGGAGGAGUCUUCAGUCCAGGCCCUCAUCGACGCCUGCAUCGAGGAGGAUCAGAAGCUCUACCUGUGUGUCUCAAGUCCCACCAUCAAAGAUAAACCGGUCCAGAUCCGCCCCUGGAACCUGAGCGACAGUGACUAUGUGAUGGACGGAUCACAGCCGCUCGACCCGCGGAAAACCAUUUUUGUUGGCGGGGUCCCACGACCUCUUCGUGCAGUGGAAUUGGCCAUGAUCAUGGACCGGCUGUAUGGAGGUGUGUGUUACGCUGGCAUUGACACUGACCCGGAGCUCAAGUACCCCAAGGGGGCGGGCCGUGUGGCCUUCUCCAAUCAGCAGAGCUACAUCGCCGCAAUCAGUGCCCGAUUCGUCCAACUGCAGCACAACGAUAUUGACAAGCGGGUGGAGGUGAAGCCCUACGUCUUGGACGACCAGAUGUGUGAUGAGUGCCAGGGGGCACGCUGCGGGGGCAAGUUUGCGCCCUUCUUCUGUGCCAAUGUCACCUGCCUGCAGUACUACUGCGAGUACUGCUGGGCCAGCAUCCACUCCCGCGCCGGCCGCGAGUUCCACAAGCCCCUGGUCAAGGAGGGGGGCGACCGGCCCCGCCACGUGUCCUUCCGCUGGAGCUGAUGGGUGGGGGGGGUCGUUAGAGACAGACCUGCCCCCCCCAUUCCCCAGAGCCCAGAUAGAUGCCCCAUCACCCCACCUGCCCCCAGUUUCCAACCCACUGACCCACUCAGUCAGCUCCCCAGUCAUCCACACCCUAUUCACCUCUACUGACCUCCUCCAUCAUAACCACCAAAUCAACCACCCCAAAUACAUGGGUCUUUUUAAAAUUCCUUAACUUUUUUUUUGUUUUGGUUUCAUUUUUUUUAAGAAAUAAUGCAGUUUCAAUGCUCUUAAAGUUUUGCCCAGUGUUUGGUUUGUAAUAGAUUCAAAACAAAACAAAAAAAGGACUAAACCGACAACAAAAAAAAAAGAAUCGUGACCGUUUAGCCGCUCAGAAAAUGCACUUUUGCACGUCAGCCCAAACAGACCAUCCUCAUGUUAGACAGUCCUUCAGACCCGGUUCUAUAUCUGCCUAUCCUCUUCAAGGUUCUUGUUUUCCUUGCCUCGUGUCGGGGUGGGUCUGGGGUUCCCAGAGCCCGCUUUCAGGCGAAGACACGAGUGAAAUUACACAUCUAUAAAUAUAUAAAUUCUAUAUUUUGUUUUUAUAUCUGUCUAUCUAUCCAUGUAGAGAUAAUUAAUUUUUGUGUGAAAAGAGCAUGCACUUAUUUUCAGAAAAGGUAGAAGAUUGCCCCUAUUAAAAAAAAUUACCAAAGGUAAUUAUGUAAAAAAAAAAAAAAAAAAAUUAAGUAGGUGGCAAAACUGUAGCAAAAUUGACAUCUAUCCAAUAUUCAGUAGUGUGGUUCAAAACACCCAAAUUAGAAUAACAAACCUUAUAUUUGACCUCCAUGUUUGAAAAGGUUAAUACCUCAUACAGGCAAUCAGAUACUUCUCCUCCCUUCCCCCUCCUUGUUUUGAAUUUGUUGGUCUUUGUUUUUUUUUUUGUUAAUGAGAUACAUUUUUAGUGUUUUGUAAAUGUACUGCUGCGAUAGCUUCUGCUGCUAAACCCAUGAUGUGAGGCAGAUACAUUAGUACUUUUGUCAGGCCGAGAGUGUUGAAAAGAGUCCCAGUGAAGACACCUGAUUAUUAUAAUUUUUAUUUUUUUAUUUUUAAAGGGACGAGAGGCUGGCAUGAGAGGGGGGUGGGAUGUGGGAUGUGGUCCCCCUUGAACUAAUCCCUUUUGACUCGGGCCCAGGGUUAGGGGAGGGCGGGGGUGGGGGUAUGAUGACCUCGCCUCCUAAGUGCAUGUUUAUCUCAAUCAGGUUGCUGCAUGCAAUAGAGUUUUCAGUAUCAUGUCUACUCUUCAACUCGCCCACUUAUUUUGCACAACACGAGAUAUAGACAAGACUAUUUCCAGCGCGGAGCUGGACGCGAUACCGGGGAGGUUAGCUGAAAUGAACAUUCUAAUAGGACCCUCCAGUACACCUCUGUGGUUUUGGCUCGCUGGCUGUUUGGUGAGCUAAACCCUAAGUAAUCAAUAAUUACAGUUACAAAAUAAAAAAAAUAGAUGUAGGAUAUACUUUCAAAACAACUGUCUAUGAUAGGUGAAGUACGUUUUGCAGUGAUUGUUAAUAUAAUUGUGCAAUUUUUACACAGUAUGUAGUUAGGUCUGAGUAUGCCUAGAACUGUGAUUCGCUUUAACUGUUUUUGAUGUCCGACAUAGAAGUCCUGUGAAACUUCAUAACCAGUGUAUGUAUGCAUACUGUAUGUCCAAGCUUAUGCACGUACACACACUUACACAACACAUACACACACACACACACACACACACACACACACACACACACACACACACACACACACACACACACACACACACACACACACACACACACACACGUCUCUCCCUAAAUAGUCCUCACUCAAACAAGAGACCUGUGUUCACACACUUCAGUAUACAUACAUUUUUCCAGUACUUUUCUACUAGCUCCUCACAUGGACACACACGCACACGCACACACACACACAGUACAGGAGGUGAGUUUGACUGAGUCUCCUCCAUUGACACAAUAUAUGAUCAUGUCCCCCCCUGAAAAAAGGAAAAAAAAAAAACACAACCAAAGAGCUCACUUGUUUAACAUUGAAACCACCAACACACUACCA